This is a messenger RNA of Paramormyrops kingsleyae, 432 nucleotides long. NCBI's taxonomy places the organism in Eukaryota, Metazoa, Chordata, Actinopteri, Osteoglossiformes, Mormyridae. The record is from RefSeq and is a predicted model, not a curated record.
CUUUGUUUGAACCAGGACCCCAACAUGGUAAAGAGCCCGAUCUUCACCCCCACCACUGGGCGUCAUGAGCACGGCCUACUCAACAUCUACCACGCCAUGGAAGGCGCAGCCCACCUACACAUCCUGGUGGUAAAGGAUUGUGAGAUGUCUGUCUACAGGAAGUACUGGCCCAACCAUAUUCUGCUGGUGUUGCCUGCUAUGUUCAACAGCGCUGGAGUGGGGGCGGCCCGUUUUAUGAUCAAAGAGCUGUCGUACCAUAACCUUGAGCUGGAGCGCAAUCGGAUGGAGGAGCAAGGAGUAAACAGGCAGGACAUCUGGCCCUUCGUAGUCAUGAUGGAUGAUUCCUGCGUGCUGUGGAACUCCCACCCCCCACAGGAUCUUAACGGGUACUGCAGUUUGCCUGCUAUACUGAGGAGUGCAGAUUGGGGGUAG